This is a messenger RNA of Aplosporella prunicola CBS 121167, 2952 nucleotides long. RefSeq lists its product as uncharacterized. The record is from RefSeq and is a predicted model, not a curated record. NCBI's taxonomy places the organism in Eukaryota, Fungi, Ascomycota, Dothideomycetes, Botryosphaeriales, Aplosporellaceae. The coding region runs from base 1 to 2952 and encodes 983 amino acids. Gene Ontology annotation, biological process: proteolysis. The transcript has 2 exons. Gene Ontology annotation, molecular function: metalloexopeptidase activity.
AUGGCUCGUUGGCUUGGGAACCCGUUUGCCUUCACCCCGCUUCCGGUGACGAUCAUCACAAGCGCCGUUUACAUCGCCCUUGCUGCAGCUCUGCUUGUUGUUCAUCUCGUUGUCCCCUCUGCCCCUGAUAACCACAAUCCCGUCGCUGGCGUAAAUCUCACAGAGGCCUGGCGCGACCUGCAGUUCAUCUCCAAUGGCUUUCAUCCCUACAACUCACGCCGCAACGACGAGGUCCGCGACUGGCUCCUGCGCCGCAUCGAAGCCAUCCUGGACCGCAAUCGAGUGCGCUAUGGCACUGAGAGCUCCGGCACUGCAGACGAGGCCCCUGUCGUGAUCUACAAUGACAUGGUCUCCAACGUCACCUUCUCCGGCGGCUCCACCACCAGUAUCUACUUCGAGGGCACCAAUAUCAUGGUUUACAUCCGUGGAUCUGACGAUGUCUCCGAUGUCUAUUCCUCCAGCACCGGUGGCGUACUCGUAAAUGCCCAUUACGACAGCGUGUCCACUGGCUAUGGAGCCACGGACGACGGCGUCGGAGUAAUCACCAUCCUGCAGCUGAUUUCCCACUUCACCACGCCUGGGCACCGGCCUAGACGGGGAAUUGUGGCGCUCCUCAACAACGGAGAAGAGGACUGGCUCAACGGUGCCAAAGCUUUUACCCAGCACCCUCUCUCUGGCUUCCCCCACACCUUCCUCAACCUCGAGGGUGCUGGCGCGGGCGGCCGAGCCACGCUUUUCCGGAGCACCGAUACUGAAGUUACCAGGUUCUACAAGAAGAGCAAUCACCCGUUCGGGACGGCCAUCAGCGCUGAUGGCUUCAAGCGGGGCGUCAUUCGUAGUGGAACGGACUAUUCCGUCUUCACCGAGGACCUGGCCUUGCGUGGCUUGGACGUGGCGUUUAUGGAGCCCAGAGCCCAGUACCAUACUGUCGAAGAUGGCGCUAGAGAUACUUCUCUCGAUUCUCUUUGGCAUAUGCUUUCUGGAGCGUUGGACACCAUGAAGGGACUCACGUCCUACACUGGGUCUGAAUUUGAAGGCGGUGAUCACAACACUGGCGAGGGGACGACUGCUGUAUACUUUGAUCUCUUUGGCAGUGCCCUUGCUGUUUUCCGACUGCACACGCUGUUUGCGUUGUCAGUCGCCCUUCUUGUGGCCAGCCCUGUCAUACUGAUAGCGCUCAACGUCGCUCUGGUAAAGGCGGACAAGUGGUAUCUUUUCGCCAGGAAGAAGUACCUUCAUUCUCCUGAUGAUGAUGAAGCAGUGCAGCUCUACGGUUGGCGCGGUUUUUUCCGUGUCCCUAUCGCCUUUGUGGUGGCGACUGGUGCUGUGAUCGGUUUGGCUUUCCUUGUAGCAAAGGUCAACCCUAACAUUGUCUACAGCAGCGAGUAUGCUGUGUGGAGCAUGAUGCUCACCGCUUGGAUUACUAUUGCUUGGUUCUUCCUUCGUGGGGGGAAUGCGAUGCGUCCCUCAGCCUUAUCCCGCGCUCACGGCUUCCUCUGGAUGUACAUCGGUGCCUAUAUCCUCCUUGUCGGUGGCACGAUCGCAGAACGCCACUUCCAAAUUGCGGGCACCUAUUUCCUUGUUAUCUACUUCGCUGCCAUCUUUGUCGCCCUCUUGAUCUCUUACGUUGAGCUGUUCGCUCUGCCCAAGAAGCAGGUAUUUGUCCAGCAGUUCAUCGACUCGCAGUACUCAGGCACUCGCACGCCUGCCAGUCUCCGCCGGUCAAUGACGCCAACAUCCAGCCGUCCUCUGACGGCAGUUACGGGAGUGAACUUGUCCUCCGAGCCUCUGCCCAAGCUGCGCGACGAAAUCCGUGCCAAUGACGAUGACUCGGUUACCGAGACUACCUCACUCCUUCGUAGCGACCGACCCACGACAUUUGCUCGCUAUGGCAGUCGCCGCACCUCAAUGGAUGCUCAUUCUGCUCUUUCGGUAGGCGGCCGCAAUGCCUCCGGCCCUCCUGCUCCUCCCCGGCCUUAUGACAAAGAACAGCCCUGGUCUGGCUAUUUGCCGAGUUGGACAUGGCUGCUUCAAUUCCUUCUGGUCGCUCCGAUUAACAUAAUUCUGAUCGGUCAGAUCGGGCUCAUAAUUACCAGCGCCUUGCACCAGACGCUAGCGGACGGCAGCUCCGCUAUCCUCGUUUACAUAAUGAUAGCAGUCUUCACGGUGCUGCUGCUCCUGCCCAUGGUUCCAUUUUUGCACCGCUUUUCCCUACAGAUUCCCACUUUCUUGUUUAUGAUUUGUGUUGGCACGCUUAUUUAUAAUCUUGUCGCCUUCCCUUUCUCUCCGAACAACAAACUCAAGGUGUACUUCAUCCAGCGCGUAGACCUGGACACGGGGCUUAAUGAGGUCAGCCUGACCGGCUUGGACGGCUAUGUCCAGAACAUUGUCUCGCAGCUGCCGUCAGCUGCAAACCAGGAGAUCAAAUGCGGCGAGCCCGAUAUGGCUUCCAGAGCCGGGUUGACCAAAUGCGCAUGGCGGGGACUUGCGCCAGCAGUUGUCCCGCGCGAUGAUUCCGCGCUCCCGCCGGACGAGCGCGGCUACCUGGACAGCUGGAUUACGCUCAACGCAACGAGAAACGACACGCAUGCAAGAGCAACGUUUGAGAUAUCCGGGCGCGACACGCGCAGCUGCCGUCUCUUCUUCGACGCGCCGAUCAAGGACUUUAGCGUGCGCGGCGCGUCGACGUCGCGGCAAUUCCCGCACGUCGGCGAGGACGGAACGACGGAAAUCAGGCUGUGGAGCAGGGAUUGGGAGAGGCCGUGGGAGGUGGAGGUGAAGUGGGAGGGCGACGGGGGCAUGGAUGGCAGAGCCGUAUGCAUCUGGAGCGACGCCAACGACAAGGGGCGGAUCCCUGCGCUGGACGAGGUGCGGAUGGAGAUGGGUGAUUGGGCAAUUGUAAGCAAGCUGAGCGACGGGCUGGUGGAGGGCGUCAGGGCGUUUGCAGUGUAG